UCCCGUUUACGCGAAGGAAUUAUCGUAAGUUACUACAGAAGAAACGCUCGCGUAAACGUAGUAAUAGGUAACCACUUCUCUCCAACCUUGCCCGAUACCGAUGAGUUAGCAACCCUGUUCCGUGGGAUAUGGCGUGAAAAAUCAAUAGUGCGCGCGUCAGUGUACACCGUACGUUCGUAUGGUCGCUCUCGUAUUUUAGCCCCUGAUUGGAAAAUUACGCGAACGAACUGCAGCGGAUUCUUUACCUGUGCCGUAUACAGCACCCUACCCAUGAAAUCCCUUAUGAAUUGUAAGCGUUAUGCAAACGGCAAAUAUUUAUCAAGACAUUUACAGAUAGAGGUAGUGUCGUCUAUUACCACGCAAUAAAGUGGAAGUUACAGUACAGGAUAAGGCGUUCCUGAAGAUGAUGGACGGAGCCGGAUUGGGAUACUCAUAUCACCUCCCAUCCGCCGGUUGGAAUCUGAAAAUCAGAAAUGCAUUGUCGCAGUUCAGUGAUCUUUUUAGCGAAUUUAACAAGUAUAUCGCACCGGCUUAUCAUCAUGACCGCUGCGAAAGAUCUGUACAAAUGCGCUUAUACUCGAUGCACAAGAGGGAAUUUGUCAUGGUGUUUGUUGCUUUUUUUGCGUGUUUCGGAUUAGCGAUUUUUAUUGGCCUGGCCGGACCACCUAUAACGUCGACCAGUGAACAGAAAGCGCAUUUAAACGGCAGCGAGAUGGCCACUGGUCCAUUCAUCAUGAAGACACCUCUAUUGUCUACAUAUAGCCAGCAAUUAUGGGUCAUUGCUAAGCUAUCGACAUCGAAUAAUGACGAUGAGAGAUACGACAAAGGGUUUCAAGUUAGUGUUUCCAUAGACGGUAUCACUGCUGAUCGCAAGCCCGUGUCCGUACUACCCCCGGAAACUGGACAUAAUCGAACCAGACAUUUGAAAUGUGAAAGGCAAUCCUGCGAGGAACUAGUCGUCGCCCACCUCGGAUUCCUUGAUUAUAGCUACUACAUAAUCACUGUCCGCUUCCAUGGACUUGAAAGCUUCCAUCAGCGAUACACUAUACGAGAACUCACAUUCUACUUUAAGAACUACAAUCCGGCGUUCACGCAGAUCGAAAUCUGGUUCCGACUGAUCUUCUUAUUGACCACGUUCGGAGUGAUGUGCUGGUUCGGCCAUUCGCUUAGAAAGUAUCCGCUGCAUGAUUGGUCAAUAGAACAAAAGUGGAUCUCUAUACUUCUUCCAUUACUGAUUCUGUACAAUAAUCCGCUGUUCCCCAUGAUCUUCUUGAUAAACUCUUGGGUACCCGGUAUGCUGGAUGCAAUUCUGCAAACAACUUUCCUAUGUGCUAUCCUCAUGUUCUGGCUCUGUGUCUAUCAUGGUCUUAGACAGAACGAGAGACGGCUUAUCACGUUUUAUCUGCCCAAGCUCUUAGUUGUGGGUAUGUUAUGGGGUGCAGCAUUGACUCUCGCCACAUGGCUUCGUUGCACCGAGUUGGAGGAUCCUACUUAUAAUUAUGUUCUCGAUACAUCGAAUUACUACGGCUUCAAGGUAUUCUUCUUCACGGUGGGUGGUUUCUACAUCGCAUAUCUAUUGCUUCUUAUAUUAAAAGCAUACAGCGAACUACGAUCUAUGCCAUACUUUGAUUUACGUCUGCGGUUUUUGACCCUGCUUGCUGCGGUGGUCGCCGGCGUUUGCAGUUUGGUCACCGCACGUCAAUUCGGAGCCGGUGUAUUGGAGGACAGCUUCGCUUCUCGUCUUUCUACUUAUUACCGCACGUCCGCGCAGUUCAUGGCUCUUUAUGGUCUCCUCAAUUUUUAUUUAUACACCAUGGCAUACGUUUACGCGCCUGCGCUUCAACAGGUCUAUGGGCAACACUCAUCGAUAACGAAAGAUAGCCCUGCGUUUUCGAUGUUCAAUGAUUCUGAGGAGGAAGUAAUAUACGGAUCGGACGAGGAUAGUCGGCGACCACUAACUCGUACUCCACGAAACGCAGAGGACAGUGACUGAGGGCCUUAAAAAAAACAAUUUCAUACUUUGUGCUAAUCGAAACAUAGAUCGUUAAAUGGAAAAAAACAAUGAGAAAACUUUUGAUUCAUGUUUCUACUGUGAUUCGCAGUCAUACUGCCAUCACAUUAAAAGUUGAAAAAAACUAAUUAACUAAAAAUUCGUGUAAGUAGUUUGUUGAAGAAUCAAAUGUUAAUUGUAAAUGUAAACGAAGACUUUGUAUCAUGUUUACGCAAGCUUCAAGAAAGAUGCAUACUGUACAUAAAUUACAAAUAUAUACUGAUAAUGUGAAUUUAUGUAUUAUUGCAUUGUGUAGAGUAGGUAGUCCAACAAUGAACCAUGUAAAUUUCAGAGGCUUAUAUCUCUCUCAAUUAUUGAGUUGGAGAUCUAUGUUUUUGCAUACAGUUUAUGAAUUUGGUUGGCUACAUACUGUAUAAGAUGACUUAUAAGUUAUUUUUAAAGUUUAGCCACAAUUUCGAUUUUUUUAAAACAAUGUCAAAUGGUUCAUUGUGUACAGGGGUGUGUACCACACACAAUAAACCUAGCUAUUUUUAACAAUAAACCACAUGUUUUAUACUGUAAA
Molecule: messenger RNA, 2573 nt
Organism: Temnothorax curvispinosus
Lineage: Eukaryota; Metazoa; Arthropoda; Insecta; Hymenoptera; Formicidae
Product: transmembrane protein 181
Exons: 13
Coding region: 404-1993 (529 amino acids)
Molecular function (GO): toxic substance binding
Source: RefSeq, a predicted model, not a curated record